CCAUAUGCAAGUUGCACUAGUUGUUGUAACUGUACUGCUGAAACCACUCCAGACUUUGCCAGGGCUUUCCAAGGCAAUAGCUCUUCACACAGUUUGGAUGUUUCCAAUAGACAUUUGAAUGUUUUCAUCCAGUCUGGUGUGGCUGUGAAAAGUGAGCUUUUCCCUGUGAAGUUCGUGGUGAGUUUUGCAGCCUCACUUCCCAGCGUGGUCUGUGCUAUGGCAGCGACCUACAGGCUGAUGGUGACUUCAGUGAACUGCUACAGCAGCGUGGUGGUAGAGCAGCACUCCCAGCACACCGUGCACUACUGCACAGGCUCCUGCCAGCUCCUCAGACAGGGACUCGCCUGCAUAGUUGCUCACCACAGUGUCUGUGCAGAGCUCAGUGUCCAAGAUGCCAACCUGGACCAUAAAAUUCCUGUUUCUGAAAAUGGUCUUGCUUUGGCUGGAAAUGAGGACUAUCACCAAAUCCUCCCAAAUAAUCCAAGAAUCAAGAAGGGCUUUUCAGUGCAAACCUCCAGCAGUUUAAAAGACAUUACUGGUGAGGCAAUAAAUCUUGCCAGUGGUAAAAUAAAGGAAUUCUCCUUUGAAAAGCUCAAAAACUCUUCCAGUCAUGUGGCCUACAGAAAGGGAAGAAAAGUUCGGUCAGAAUCUUUCAGCAGACGAUCCUUUGAUUUUGACUUGAUUUGUGGGCACUUUAACAAUGAUGAGAACUGCCCUCCAUGUGGCUUUUUUCAGAGUCCCUCACCUGUAGAGAAAUGGCAGGAGAGCAGUGAUGCUCGAGAAGUCACCAUGAAUUCUGUGGUUCCCUUCUGCCCUCAUUCCUUCCCUGAAGAAAACCUCAUUACCCAGAUUUUAGAAAAACACAAGCUAGAUGGUUCUUCUGGUGGGGAUAUUAAGGUGUGCCUGGACAUCCUGCUCAAGUGCUCAGAGGAUCUGAAAAAGUGCACAGACAUAAUCAAACACUGCAUCAAGAAGAAGUCUGCAGAUGUUGGUGGAGGGAACAGCAAUGAUCCCCUGGCUAAUUCAGAGAUGAUGUACAUGAAUCUGAUGACAAGAUUUUCUUCCUACCUGAAAAAGCUGCCCUUUGAGCUGAAGACAGCGGGGCAGAGGGAAGCGAGUGACUGGGCAGAGCUGAUGAACUAUUUCCAUGGCUUGCAGCAAACUCCCAUUCCCCUGGUAUUUGGUGAUGAGCAGCCACCCAGGUAUGAAGAUAUCAUUCAGCUGCCAUCCUCAAGUGCAGUUCCUCUCGUUCUACCAGGUCAGGGUGAGGUGACAAGCACCUCCCAGUCCAUCCAGACAGGUACUGUGAGCUUCACUUCCAGCUCCCUGCCCGCUGUCCCUCCAGAGAGCAGCGUGAGAGUGGUGAAAGAUGCUCUACCUCAGUCACCAGCCCUGAGCCCCUGCGACUGCACGUCUGCCACUGAGGCGCUGUACAUCGAGGAGGAGUCUGAUGGGGACAGAACAGCAGGGACAGAGAAGAAGGCAGAGCAGAAGGGGAGCUGGCAGAGCCUGGAGCGCAGCUACCAGAGAGCUGCUGGUUCAGACCUUGCUGCUGAUGCUAAAGCAGAGCAGGCCAGGGCAGGAGAUGGUCCUGAGCGAACUGCUCCUUUAAAACCAGUGUCAGACCCUGUGUUGUGUGGUGCCCAAGCUGCUGUCCCCAAAGGAGCCCAGACAUGCAGUAGGGUGGACAAGGAGGAGAUAGACAAACUGCUGCUGGACUUGGAGAGCUUCUCACAGAAAAUGCAGAGUACUCUGAGGGAACCCUCUCGGAAGGAGGACGAACCUGCCUCACUGCAGGUGUCUGGCAGGCAGGGUAGGCAGGCUCCACCUCUAGUUCUUGAACCCAAAAGUAAACCUGCUGAUCCCCCCUCUUCUUUGUCAAAAAUCAUGGAGCCCAAUGGUCAUAAAAUGGAAGAGGAUGACAGAGCCCUUUUACUGCGUAUCCUGGGAAGCAUUGAGGACUUUGCCCAGGAGCUGGUGGAAUUCCAGACAGGCAAGGGAAGUUUGUCCAAGGAGAGGGAAGUGAUGCAAAUUCUCCAGGAAACUUUAGCAACUCCUUCACAGUCCUUGCUUGCAGGGCAAAAAAGCCAUGCUGGGGCUGCCUCCAGAGACUCUGUUCCAGCUUCAAUUCAGCAGGCCCCAGAAAUAAUAAAGGUUCAAAGCAAACAAGAGAAGAAGGCAGGAACUUCAUCCCCAGCCCCCCUGCAGCCUGUGGUUAGCACUUGCACUCCUCUGCCUGUGAAUAAAGCCACCAGCAGUACCCCUGUGCCCAUAAACAUUCCACGUUUCUACUUCCCUAAAGGACUCCCAAAUGUCUGCACUAACCAUGAAGAAAUUAUUGCCAGGAUUGAAGAGGCCUUUACAGAGUUUGAAGAUGGGAAAGCAAACAUCUGUGAAAUGGGGAAAAUUGCUAAGAUCUGUGGCUGCCCACUCUACUGGAAAGCACCUCUGUUCAGUGCAUCUGGGGGAGAGAGGACAGGACGUGUCUCUGUGCACUCCUUUGUGUCCAUGUGGAGAAAAAUCCUGCGGAGCUGCCACGACGAUGCCGCCAGGUUCACUUCCCUUCUGGCAAAGCCUGGCUGUGACUGCCUACAACAGGAGGACUUCAUCCCGCUGCUGCAGGAUGUGGUAGAAACUCAUCCUGGCCUCACGUUCCUGAAGGACGCUCCGGAGUUCCAUUCCCGGUAUAUUACAACGGUUAUCCAGAGGAUAUUCUACACAGUCAAUCGAUCCUGGUCGGGGAAGAUCACUCUCACAGAGCUGAGGAAAAGCAACUUCCUGCAAACUCUUGCUCUCUUGGAAGAAGAGGAUGACAUAAAUCAGAUCACAGAUUACUUCUCCUAUGAGCACUUUUAUGUCAUAUACUGCAAAUUCUGGGAGCUGGAUACUGACCAUGACCUUUACAUCAGCCAGAAGGAUCUGGCUAGGUACAGUGAUCAAGCUUUGUCAAACAGGAUCAUUGAGCGGAUAUUCAGCGGUGCUGUGGUGAGAGGCACUGAAGUUCAAAAGGAAGGGCGCAUGAGUUAUGCAGAUUUUGUGUGGCUCCUGAUUUCAGAGGAAGACAAAAGGAGUGCUACAAGCAUCGAGUACUGGUUCCGCUGCAUGGACCUGGAUGGGGACGGGGUGCUGUCCAUGUACGAGCUGGAAUACUUCUAUGAGGAGCAGUGUGAGCGCAUGGAGGUGAUGGGCAUAGAGCCUCUGCCCUUCCAGGACCUGUUGUGCCAGAUGCUGGACCUCGUUAAGCCAGAGAGGGAAGGAAGAGUAACCUUGCGAGACCUGAAGAGGUGCAGAAUGGCUCAUGUGUUCUUCAACACCUUCUUCAAUUUAGAGAAAUAUCUGGACAAUGAACAAAGGGAUCCCUUUGCAGUGCAAAAGGACAUGGACAGCGACAGCCCCGAGCCCUCAGACUGGGACAGGUAUGCGGCUGAGGAGUACGAGAUCCUGGUGGCCGAGGAGUCUGGCAAUGAGCAGCUCCAGGAGGGAUCAUGUGAAGAUGACUAUGACACAGAUGAAGUCUUACCUCCCCCUGAAACUGGAGACAAGUCAGACAAGCUAAUUAUCUCAGAUCUCUGAGGAUAGAGAAGUGGAAGACAACCCAUGUCUUUCAAACUGGAUAGCAUUCAGUCCCAAGGCACUUGGGGGUUUUCCUUAAAUCUGUCAUUGGAACAAUGUGCUUAAUUUUGUACACUGAAACUUGAGACCCCUUUUUGUCUUCCUGUGUAAUUGCAAUAAGGUAAUUUCUAUGAAAAGGCUUUUUACAAUGUGUUAUUGUGCACACUCACUGAAAAUGGUGAUUGCACCUUGUUUCAUUUAUAUAUAAAUUCUGUAAUGUCCCCAGAUGUGCAAUAAAUGCCAGCAUCUAAUGAUUGUAACAGC
Lonchura striata (white-rumped munia) is the source of this 3876-nucleotide messenger RNA. RefSeq names its product serine/threonine-protein phosphatase 2A regulatory subunit B'' subunit alpha. Gene Ontology annotation, molecular function: calcium ion binding; protein phosphatase regulator activity. NCBI's taxonomy places the organism in Eukaryota, Metazoa, Chordata, Aves, Passeriformes, Estrildidae. The record is from RefSeq and is a predicted model, not a curated record. Gene Ontology annotation, biological process: protein dephosphorylation. Gene Ontology annotation, cellular component: protein phosphatase type 2A complex.